AUGAUAGGGGGAAUUUUCCCGGUUUUCAACAAAGAAAUAAGUGGCACUCCUACCUUCGAGAGAGAGGCGCCGAGGGUUAGUUACUUCUCAACGUGUGCCUGUCUGAGUAACCGAGCAAAAUAUCCAACAUUUUUUCGGACAAUCCCCAGCGACUAUUUCCAGGCAAAAGCUCUGGCAGCACUUGUAGAACAUUUUGGCUGGCAGUGGAUCGGGGUUAUACAGUCAGACAAUGACUACGGGCGAGGUGGGAUUCAGGCUUUUACUGAGGAGGUUAAGAAGCUUGGGGUUUGUAUAGCAUUUGUCGGCACAGUCCUACGGACAUAUACGAUGGAUAAAAUUCUGGAUGUUGUGGAAAUGAUCAAGCUGUCAACUGUCAAAGUCAUUCUUGCUUUUGUUCCAGAGGGUGACUUUUACCCUUUGAUGAAGGAGGUUGUGAAACAAAACAUUACAGGAAUUCAGUGGAUUGCCAGCGAGGCCUGGAUAACAGCAGAUCGACCCUCAACACCCGAUAUGUAUCAAGUGUUUGGGGGAGCCCUAGGAUUUGUGGUGCAGAAGAUGGCUAUUCCAAAUCUAGAACAGUUUCUAAGAGGCAUUAGCCCUUAUACUGAUCCAAGCACAGCCUUUGUGAGGGAUUUCUGGGAACUUAUGGUCGGCUGUCAUCCUCUCUUACCUGGGGACCAAACAGGGACUGAGGCGACCAAGGAAAAAUGCACAGGCUAUGAGACAUUAUUGAAUUCCCAGGACGAUUUCUUCAAUGUCACACAACUCAGAGUGUCCUACAACGUGCAUAAAGCCGUUUAUGCGAUUGCACAUGCCCUACAUCAGCUGUUAUUCUGUCAACCAGUUGGAGAAAACACAGUGAGGUCAUGUUUGAAUUUAUCAGAAAUUCAGCCCAAAGAGGUGAGAAAUAAUGCUUAACUGCUUAAGAAUAUUUGUAUAGUUAUCUUGUUAACAUGAAAAUGGGUGAUAAAUAAUCUUCUUUUUCUCAGGUCACUGAUCACUUACAACGGGUGAAUUUUAAGAAUCAGUUUGGGGAUAAUGUGUUUUUUGAUGUCAACGGUGACCCCCCUGCCUUUUAUGAUAUUAUUAACUGGCAACUUAUAGAUGGGCAGGUGCAACAUGUCACAGUGGGUACUUUUGCCUCUGCUGCUCACAAAACAUAUGAGCUCAGGAUACAGAAGGAAAAAAUUGUGUGGAGGACAGGAAAAACGGUAAAGAAAACUUUAUUCAUCCAAUAAGAUUAUCAUUUUUUCUGGAAUAUAAAAUCAGUAGAUCAGGACAAUAUAUAUAUAUAUAUUUAUAAACCUUUUUUUGUCAGGUCCCGACGUCGA
This is a messenger RNA of Gasterosteus aculeatus aculeatus (three-spined stickleback), 1331 nucleotides long. Lineage: Eukaryota; Metazoa; Chordata; Actinopteri; Perciformes; Gasterosteidae. The record is from RefSeq and is a predicted model, not a curated record.